UUACCGAGUGCCAACCCACUUUUCGCUGGCUCAUUCAAGUCUGCGUUUUCACGCUCAAAACUCCCCCCAAACACCAACCAUACAGCGUCAGCCAACUCAACGAGAACCAAGCUAGCCGCUGACCAUGGCCUCUUUGGACCAUCUCGCCGCGCUUACCAAGGUGGUGCUGAACAAUCUGGAGUACCAGCACGACUGGACAGCAGUACAGACGUACACAGCUUCCAACCUCACGCGGCCUCUCGUCUACGGACUCCCGCCAAAGCGUCUCUACGUGCACCCGGACGAGCAGAUCGCCAUCAUCAAGGCCGAGAAAGCGUUGGGAGAGCGCAUCCCGCAGGAGCCCGAACUCGAGUGGGUGUUGCCGCUGCACCUCUCCGAGAAAUGGUCGCCCGCGCAGUUUGCGGCUGUCUUCGAUGCCAUCGAGGCCAUUCCGCCGGGGGGCGCGGACAAGGUGCCGUUUGAUGCGCAGGGCAAUGGUGCCGAGUGGAAGCUCUGGCGUGGGCCGAAGCGUGGAAAACGGAUCCUGCUUGCGACGGUCCAGGAUGACUCGACAAUUACCUACUACUGGAUACAUGACGGGCUUGUGAAGCCGAGGCAGAACUGAGGGUCGAGUAACCAUACUUCCAGAAACCUUGGGUAUCACCCCAGGACUCCUCUCCCAGCGACUGGUUCCUCGUCCUUUCAGGGCUUGAAAAUGACCUUCUGCACCUUCAUCUGGUCAAACAGGUCAUAGCCUUUGACCGCUU
Thermothielavioides terrestris NRRL 8126 is the source of this 746-nucleotide messenger RNA. RefSeq lists its product as uncharacterized. Gene Ontology annotation, biological process: tRNA splicing, via endonucleolytic cleavage and ligation; tRNA-type intron splice site recognition and cleavage. The coding region runs from base 125 to 604 and encodes 159 amino acids. Gene Ontology annotation, cellular component: tRNA-intron endonuclease complex. Gene Ontology annotation, molecular function: nucleic acid binding. The record is from RefSeq and is a predicted model, not a curated record. The transcript has a single exon. Lineage: Eukaryota; Fungi; Ascomycota; Sordariomycetes; Sordariales; Chaetomiaceae.